Messenger RNA from Striga asiatica, 645 nucleotides. NCBI's taxonomy places the organism in Eukaryota, Viridiplantae, Streptophyta, Magnoliopsida, Lamiales, Orobanchaceae. The record is from the annotation of a GenBank genome assembly.
AUGAAAGGUAUUCUAUAUCCCACCUACCUUACUCGGGUAUCUUCGCUGUCGUAUCCAAAUCUGAAGUACAAGUACCAACCACCAGGAAUCUACGCUUCACUUCGUGAUGUGGAAUUCCACAUGUAUGGUUACUUUAAACACUUUUACAAUAGGGGUUAUGGGUUUUUCGAAUACCUCAGCCUCAUUGCGCAUGCGACGCUCCCACUUCGUUACGCCCUUGGACUUCCGUUUGUUCCCGGACAGCAAUAUCAAUAUCCGUGGCACUUACUAGUUGUCAACGGCCCUCAGAACUUGAAUCUCGCCUCUUCAGUUAAGGUCUACGAGGCCCUCAAUAGCACUUUCUGCUUGGAUGAAGUGAGGGUGCGUCUGGACGAUCAAGAGAACGUCCAACGGUAUUGUGCACUAGGAAGUCCCCUCGACGCGAGAUUCAACGGCCAUCAGAACUUGAAUCUCGCCUCUUCAGUUAAGGUAUACGAGGCCCUCAAUGGCACUUUCUGCUUGGAUGAAGUGAGAGUGCGUCUGGACGGUCAAGGAAACAUCCAAUGCACCAUGGGCCUUCUUUUUUAUGGAGAUUUAUUCCCGCACCCCGCUAAUAUUCAGUUGCCUCUGGAGGAUUUACAACAUUCUCACUCGACCCGAUUUAUA